AUGAGACGACUGGUGUCACUUUGCAAGGCCGAGAUCAACCAAAAAUACAGCUCUGUGAUUGCUCAACUAGCGAUUCCGACUGUCACGCCUGGAGGUGUCCUGCCCUUGAUGCGUCUGGCAGCAAACGAGGAAGGCGAGUUCGCUAGUUUCGUGUUUGCAGGCUCGCACAACGUCUAUGGCCCAGCAAAAUCUUUGGUGGAUGAGUGGGAUAUCAAGAAUGGUGACUAG
Molecule: messenger RNA, 228 nt
Organism: Penicillium antarcticum
Lineage: Eukaryota; Fungi; Ascomycota; Eurotiomycetes; Eurotiales; Aspergillaceae
Exons: 2
Coding region: 1-228 (75 amino acids)
Source: RefSeq, a predicted model, not a curated record